Molecule: messenger RNA, 2506 nt
Organism: Galeopterus variegatus (Sunda flying lemur)
Lineage: Eukaryota; Metazoa; Chordata; Mammalia; Dermoptera; Cynocephalidae
Product: ribonuclease 3
Exons: 16
Coding region: 14-1558 (514 amino acids)
Biological process (GO): rRNA processing; regulation of gene expression; pre-miRNA processing
Cellular component (GO): nucleus
Molecular function (GO): ribonuclease III activity; double-stranded RNA binding
Source: RefSeq, a predicted model, not a curated record
UUCCUAGCAUGCAAUGAUGCUGCCUGUUUUAACUCAUCAUAUCCGCUACCACCAAUGCCUGAUGCAUCUGGACAAGCUGAUAGGAUAUACUUUCCAAGAUCGUUGUUUGUUACAGCUGGCCAUGACUCAUCCAAGUCAUCAUUUAAAUUUUGGAAUGAAUCCUGACCAUGCCAGGAAUUCAUUGUCUAACUGUGGAAUUCGGCAGCCCAAAUAUGGAGACAGAAAAGUUCAUCACAUGCACAUGAGGAAAAAAGGAAUUAACACCUUAAUAAAUAUUAUGUCACGCCUUGGCCAAGAUGACCCAACUCCCUCAAGGAUUAAUCACAAUGAACGGUUAGAGUUCCUGGGUGACGCUGUUGUUGAAUUUCUUACCAGUGUCCAUUUGUACUAUUUGUUUCCUAGUCUGGAAGAAGGAGGAUUAGCAACCUAUCGGACGGCCAUUGUUCAGAAUCAGCACCUUGCCAUGCUAGCAAAGAAACUUGAGCUGGAUCGAUUUAUGCUGUAUGCUCAUGGGCCUGACCUUUGUAGAGAAUCUGAUCUUCGACAUGCAAUGGCUAAUUGUUUUGAAGCGUUAAUAGGAGCUGUUUACUUGGAGGGAAGCCUGGAGGAAGCCAAACAGUUAUUUGGACGCUUACUCUUUAAUGAUCCGGACCUGCGCGAAGUCUGGCUCAAUUAUCCUCUGCACCCACUCCAGCUGCAAGAGCCAAAUACUGAUCGACAACUUAUUGAAACUUCUCCGGUUCUACAGAAGCUUACUGAGUUUGAAGAAGCAAUUGGAGUGAUUUUUACUCAUGUUCGACUUCUGGCAAGGGCAUUCACAUUGAGAACUGUAGGAUUUAAUCAUCUGACCCUAGGUCACAAUCAGAGGAUGGAAUUCCUAGGUGACUCCAUAAUGCAACUGGUAGCCACAGAGUACUUAUUCAUUCAUUUCCCAGAUCAUCAUGAAGGACACUUAACUUUGUUGCGAAGCUCUUUGGUGAAUAACAGAACUCAAGCCAAGGUGGCAGAGGAGCUGGGCAUGCAGGAGUAUGCCAUAACUAACGACAAAACCAAGAGGCCGGCGGCCCUCCGGACCAAAACCUUGGCGGACCUUUUGGAAUCAUUUAUUGCAGCACUAUACAUUGAUAAGGAUUUGGAAUAUGUUCAUACUUUCAUGAAUGUCUGUUUCUUUCCACGAUUAAAAGAGUUCAUUUUGAAUCAGGAUUGGAAUGACCCCAAAUCCCAACUUCAGCAGUGUUGCUUGACACUUAGGACAGAAGGAAAAGAGCCAGACAUUCCUCUGUAUAAGACUCUGCAGACGGUGGGGCCAUCCCAUGCUAGAACCUACACCGUGGCUGUUUAUUUCAAGGGAGAAAGAAUAGGCUGUGGGAAAGGACCAAGUAUUCAGCAAGCGGAAAUGGGAGCUGCAAUGGAUGCACUUGAAAAAUAUAACUUUCCCCAGAUGGCCCAUCAGAAGCGGUUCAUUGAACGAAAAUAUAGACAAGAGUUAAAAGAAAUGAGGUGGGAAAGGGAGCACCAGGAGAGAGAGCCGGAUGAGACUGAAGACGUCAAGAAGUGAAGGCAGGCCUGGAACUGGUGACGUAUUUACUUCCUUAACAACUGUGAUCCUUGCUCAUUGAGAGCUAGCCUGGUUUUCCUAACACAGUGAAUGAAGUGUGUACAUUGAAAUAAAACACAAAGCCAAAUCACCGUUGUUUUGCUGACUUAAUAUCCUGUUUUUAGCUGGAUGGUCUUUAUUAUAAAGUAUUUGAUUUCUGUUUAAUGGAAAACUUCAUUUUGUUGGAUAUGCACUAUUAUUUUGCUCUUUAAACAAUAAAAUUCAAAAAGCAUAUUCUAUGUGAAAUAUAUCCUGUUUUUCCAUCUCUGUCUCAGAUUGUGACCUGGCUUUCAACUAACAAGUGAAAAAUUCAUGUUACCAGAUAUUUUGACUGUACUCUAAUAACAUCUAUACUUUUUGAAAUCUCUGGAUUAUUAACUAUAUUUUUCAGCUUUCAUCUGGAUCACCUGGAUGUUUAUCAAGUUCUCAGCUAUAAAUAUUGAACUUUCCCCUCUCUAAGCAGUGAGUCCUUUGUAGAAGGAAUUCGUUUAAUGUCUAACUGGUUAAUUGUGCUGGGGGGGGGGGAGACAGAUAUUUGAGUCACAUAUUGUGUAUUCUUUGAAUCAUUAGAAUAGUGGAGAAAUCAUGAUUUUAAGCCAGACCACACUUUAAACCAAGUGUUCUCACCCUGGGGUGAGUAGACCCUUUAAGAAGUUUAUAGACAGACUUCAGGAAAGUCUCAGAACCUCCUGAAAUUAUAUUCAAUUUUAUAUGUGUGUUUAGGAUUUGAGAGGGGGUGGGGAGCAGGAAGCAGGAGAGUUCAUAGCUUUUAUCAGCUUCUCUAAGCGGUUCUGUAGUAAAGGGCUGACAUUACAUUAAAAGACAUGACAUUUUAAAAAAAAUGUUAUUUUAGACAGAACAUUGCUAGCUUCUUAAGUUAAUAAAGGCAGAACUUCUUUGUAAAACAAA